UACAGGAUUUAGUAAGCAAGAUAUCGACCUCCGUAACAACACAAAAUGGCGGACGAAAUCCCAAUGAUACCGAAAGCAGGAUCUUUAUUGAUUAAUAGUGGGAAUAUUGUAAAUUGGAACCGGUUGAAAAGAAAACCAUCACAGACACCAACAGAUGAGAUCAGUGAAUGUGUAAGUUCAACCCUACAGUCGUUCCUGUCGUCUGCUGAUAAAAAUGAAUUACAGUAUGUAACUGACCUAAGUUGUGUUCAUGAAAAAUAUAAAGAGACCAUUCCUAAAGAUGAUAGAGGGGAUUUAAAACUUACAGUGAAGAUAUUUAUUUGUUCUCUACAACAUGUGUCACCAGAUUCAAUCAAAGAGGCAGUUGAAAAAGCACUGGGAGAGUUGGACGUAGCGUUCAUAGAGACAGCUUUGAUUGCAUUCCCAGAGAUUGAGAAUGAGGACAUCACACUGGAAAUAAUUCAACCAUUUUGGAAAGUUUUAGAGGGUUUAGUCCACAGGGAGCUCGUCUGGGCAAUUGGCAUUGCUGAUUUGGAUAAGAAUUUAUUAGAGGAGCUGUAUGAAUGGGCAGAAGUAAAGCCAGUGAUCAAUCAGGUGAACCUGGAUUCCUGCUGUGUGAUGCCAAAAGACCUUGUAGAAUAUGCCAAACUUAAUGACAUACAGCUCCUCACACACAAUGAUCCUAGAACUGUAUUUUCGUCAGAGACUCUCCAAGGGGUGAUUCGGGAAAACAGUACAGAAAAAGACAGUGAGAACUGGGAUGCAUUAUGGGUACUUCGUUAUUCAGUACUGGUAAAAUGUCGCGGCAUAGUUAAAGCUAAAGGAUACCUGUUGAAAGCCACUAGAGAUAUAAAGAAGCGAAAAUGACCAUUUUAAAAGUAUAACUGUGAUAUUUAUAGAUAAAAGCGUGGGUUAUAUGAAAGGGUCUGGGUUUAUAAAGGUCAGAGACGUAUACGAAGCAAACUGCACUGCUGUAUUAUAAUAAUGUAUGUAUUUUAAAGUUUAGGUCUUUCUAUAAUUUUAAUUAGUGCAUAAUUAAUUCUCUACUGGGUACUGUUAGCCACUAUUAUAUUAUUUUAAAACAAAUUUUAAGGAAUUAUGUAAUUGUGUUAUUACUAAACAUUCAGGUUCGUAUUAACCAGGCUAUAUUUCAUCGAUUUCUGGCAUCCGAGUUAUCAAUUUUCUAUAAACCGAGUGAAAGUCGUAUUAUGCCUCAGAAACAAAUAUAUUUUUACUAAACGGCAAGCAUGAAUUUUAUAAUGGUUUUUCGAAAAUGUAAGAUAAUUGUUUCAUGAAAAGGUAGCGAUAAAUGUAAAACAGUUUGUCAUAAAUGUAGCAAAAUGUAAACAAAGUAGUAUUUUGACUUCCAUACAAAGUACUUAUACACUACACUGUUCUUAUUGCCAAAAAGUAACUGAUGAAAAUGAUGGUUCAGGUAAUUGGCCAACGAGUAACUCUUUGGAUAUUUAAAUAAAAAAUACACCAAAAUUAAAAAUGUUAUGAGAAAUUUAAAAAAAGCAUUUCUGAGGCUUAAUGAACCUUCAAUAAAAAGUGAAGGGUUUCCAUUCGAUACAUUUUGAUUGUAGGUUAUAAUCUUACAAGCUAGACCUGUAGUUAAUCUUAAUAAAACUUUUAAAAUUGUGCCUGUUUGUUUAUUUAUAUAUUUUUUGAUACAGAAAAAGGCCGGAAAUACCGGAAAAAUCCAUUUCAGAAGUUUCAUUCACACAUAAUUGAACAUUUUUUUUGACAGGACCAGAAGCAAAAUGUGAUCAAAAAAUCCCAGGUUCAUGACGUCAUUGUUAAUAAAAUAUUAAUAAAAUUAUAUCAUUUCUUCUCAGUUAUUCUCAACUUACUGACCUCACACCUAGAUACAUGUAAAUGCUUAAUGUUGUCAGCAAUGCUGUUGUUAAAAUAAUAUAUUGUAAAAUUUUAUUUACAAUUUUACUUAGUUAGUUAUACAGAUUGUAAGCAGAUUUUACUCGUUAUUGUUUAUAGUUUUUAGCUCAACUAUUGGAUGAAUAGGGAGAGCUGUUGUACUCGCCCUGACAUUGGUGUCACACUUUGGUUAAGUUUGUUGUGUGCAAGUUCGAAUGGGUGUAAACUUCACACACUUUUUGAGAGCAUAAAAGGACAUCACUGUCCAUUACUUUAACAUGGGUUUUGACAAAAAAAUUCCCCUUGUAAAAAAAAUCCAAUUGUGAACUUAAAAAAAUCUUAAAUUAUCCAGGCUCUUGUUUUACUAUCAAGCACUGAGAAAAGUUGAGUACACUGUCCUACCGACAGCUCUUCUUUUUUACUUGAUGCACUUGUUUUUAGUAUAAGUAAAAUUUAUCUGGUAUUUCUUUCAGGAUUAAAAGAUUCAUUUGUAUUUCUUAUUUAUUUCGUGAAAUUUCAUUCUAUACCAUCUUACUUAAGAUUGUUUAUGCAUGUGGACAAAUAUACAAAGUUGAUAAAAAUCAUUUCAGAAAUGACCAUAAAUUUUGUUACCUUUUGUAAAAUAACCUUUUUACCCCAUGAUGUAAAUGAAUUUUAGCUGUUAAAUUGAUAUCCCAAAUGAUAACUGUUAUACAAUCAUCUGUUUUCAAAUCAUGUGAUUGAAUAAGUAAUUUAUUUCUAAUGGUAUUCUUUAACUUGUUUUAUUAAUGAUUAAUAUUUGAAAUAAAAAAAAUCGUUUUGAUUUUAGAUACAUUUUGUACACUUAUUUAACCAGCAAUAACCAAAAUUGAUAAGCCUUAUUGCAACCAGUAUAGAGCCAAGCCAGGCCUACCUUAGUGCAGUAAUGGAGUAAGUCCUACCACGGAUUUAUAUUACAAAUCCGUGGUCCUACUAAAUCCAUAAGGAGUUAAUCAGUUAUUGCACUAAGGUGAUAAUCUGUUUAAUCUGAUCAGGCUUUAUACUGUUUCUGGACAACAGCUGAUGGCAGAUACAUGUAUCUUAAAUUUUCAUCAAAAUCCACCAAAAAAGAUAAUGAAAAGUUCUAAAAUAGAUUUUUAAUGGUUAAUAAAUGCAAUUUGGAUAAGUCCAUUUAACUUAUUUAGCAGGUUCAAGGUUUUGUAUAGUGGUCAUAUUAAUUUUUCUAUUUUUUAGUUUUGUUUUGUUCUAGAAACAUAAUUAUGUAUAAAAAAAAUCUUAGAGAAAUAUGUACAGCCCAUUAUAUGAUUUUAGGGAUAAUUUUCCUCCUUUAUUUAAGUGACAUUAUGCCCAUCCAAGGGUAUAUAGUAAAUAAACAGGUGAAAGUCAAAAUAAGUUUACAUUUUGACAUAAUUUUAUAAUUUACUUUGCAGGAAGGAUAAAUAAAAUCAGAUGAUCAAAAAAAAAUUCUGUAAAUUCACCGAAAUUUACCUUUAAUGUUAAUUUUAUAAAAAAUAUGGCUAUAAUCUUUUAUAUAUAUAUAUAUAUAAGAUAGAUUUAUGUUUAAUCUUAAAACAUUUUCCAAUAUCAACUGUUGGUCAAUCACCAUUAUAACAGUCAAUCUUUUGAAAUAUAUAGUCAAUUCAACUCAACUUGACUAUGAAAAAAAUGGGCAUAAUGUCACUUUAAAUUUUGUUACUUCUGAAUUGUAUUUGCAAUAAACAUAUACAGCUAUAAAGGAACUA
Molecule: messenger RNA, 3596 nt
Organism: Ruditapes philippinarum (Manila clam)
Lineage: Eukaryota; Metazoa; Mollusca; Bivalvia; Venerida; Veneridae
Product: glutamate--cysteine ligase regulatory subunit-like
Exons: 7
Coding region: 46-867 (273 amino acids)
Biological process (GO): glutathione biosynthetic process
Cellular component (GO): glutamate-cysteine ligase complex
Molecular function (GO): enzyme regulator activity; glutamate-cysteine ligase catalytic subunit binding
Source: RefSeq, a predicted model, not a curated record